AUUUAAUUUUGUUCAAUUUUGCCAGUUUUAAGAUACCAUAGGACGUCAGAUUUGCAGAGAUGGCGAAGAAUUUGGAAUCUUCCGAUUUUUUAUCUUCAUCUUUGACUGAAAAACGUGUGAAAAUGAAACGUCCCAUCAUGUCUGCAUCAGAAAGCAAAGAAACGGAACUUUUUUCUCUUCAUGAAAUGUUUUGUGUGGUUUCUAGCCAUUUAACACUAGAUGAUUUUGAGGUCCUUAAAGCUCUUUAUAUCGGGAGUUCUGUGAACGACGAUCGUGGAAGAAUCAACUCUCCUUCCGACCUUUUCUUCGCAAUGGAAAGAUCAGGAUUAUGCGACUCUUCGAACUUUAAAGAGAUUUUGAACUUCUUAAGAUUGAUAACAAGACAUGAUUUGAUGCCAUUUGUGACGAGAAGGAAGAGAAAACGAGCCGUUGAAGAUCCUGUAGAUAAGUACCUUGAUCAAUGUACCUCUGCAUCAGGACCUCCUCCUCCUCCUUCAUCAGACCAAACAGCAGGACACCUGUUAUCAUCAUCCUCCUCCUCAUCCUCCUCCUCAUCAUCAUCAUCAUCGCCAUCAUCAUCACCAGCGUUGGGGCCAGUGGGCUCAUCAUCAUCGUCGUCACACACAUGUAGCUGUAACCAGACACCCCAUGCAACACACUGUCCUAUGCUUCAUCAAGAAGCAGAGGCGGACCCCAACGAUUGUAACGCGCACACUAGAGCUGUUGCCACGACAACCAGGUGUCGGAGAACAGUUGGGAUUUCACCGGAAGCAAGAGGACUACCCAGGGAGAGACCCAAGCAUACAUGUGACAUUAGGCUACGGGUACGUGCUGAAUACUGCUGUCAUGAUAGCGCCCUCGUAGGUCAACUUCACUCCAAUGAACGCGAUCCACUGAUGCGACAUUUAGAGCUUUUCUCACAAGCCAGCGCUAUCUUGAAAUCACGUGACCUGGGAUCCAUAGUGUGCGACAUCAAGUUUUCAGAGUUAACGUACUUGGAUGCGUUCUGGCGAGACUACAUCAACGGUUCGCUUCUAGCGGCGCUCAAGGAUGUCUUCAUCACCGACUCGCUCCGAGCGGCCGUAGGAGACGAAGCCAUCAAACUCUUAGUCAAUGUUGAUGAAGAUGAUUAUCGAGCUGGGAGAAGCAAACUUCUUUUAAAUCUCAUAAGUUGAUGACUGACUGAGCAGAUUUGAUGAAAAAACUUUGAACUACUAAAUAAUACAGAUCUUUAAAGAAAAAAGUGAUAUUGUCACUGCAUGUGCGCUGCAUGCACUGCAGAGUUUUGAGCUAUGGACUUCUUGUAUUCAAUUCUGUACAUCUUUUAUUUGUAAAAGAAAAAUGAUGAUAUUCUAUUUUUUUAAAUUUUAUUUGUUGAUAGAAAACAUCAUCCAGGCAUUGCAUUUUGAUGAAAAUGAUGGCCUUGAAUUUGAAGUGUACCAAUCACCUGAAAAAAUGAUUUAUGGUGUGUUAGAAUGUGUAAAAUCAACCUUAACAAUUUUUACCUGGCAUUCUUUAUUAUAGAAUGCCAAAGUGAACGGUUAAGGAGUAUAAAGAAAAUAAAGCGUAAAAUAAAACCCUGCAUAUAGGGCUUGCACCCAAGAUGGACUUGGGUAGGCGGACUUGGGUUUUCAGUGCGAGUCCUAUUCUGUGUGAAUGAUUUAGCUUGCGUUAAAAAGAUAGUGGAGUUCUUGUUUAAGACCGCAAAUGUCUUCAAAGUGCAUGUUUAUUGCUCUUGCACAUUUCUAGUGCCCUUUUAGAACCUAAAAUUGCUAUGAAGGUAAUUUUA
This is a messenger RNA of Strongylocentrotus purpuratus (purple sea urchin), 1789 nucleotides long. It is a transcript of the gene dedd, whose product is annotated as death effector domain-containing protein. Lineage: Eukaryota; Metazoa; Echinodermata; Echinoidea; Camarodonta; Strongylocentrotidae. Gene Ontology annotation, cellular component: nucleolus. Gene Ontology annotation, biological process: extrinsic apoptotic signaling pathway via death domain receptors; regulation of apoptotic process; apoptotic process. The record is from RefSeq and is a predicted model, not a curated record. Bases 60 to 1175 code for a protein of 371 amino acids. The transcript has 3 exons. Gene Ontology annotation, molecular function: protein binding; DNA binding.